This is a messenger RNA of Psammomys obesus (fat sand rat), 2184 nucleotides long. It is a transcript of the gene Frmd3, whose product is annotated as FERM domain containing 3. Gene Ontology annotation, cellular component: cytoskeleton. Bases 198 to 1985 code for a protein of 595 amino acids. The transcript has 14 exons. Lineage: Eukaryota; Metazoa; Chordata; Mammalia; Rodentia; Muridae. Gene Ontology annotation, molecular function: cytoskeletal protein binding. The record is from RefSeq and is a predicted model, not a curated record.
GACCCUGUGAAGAAGAGAGGGAGGGAGGAGUGCUCUUCCUCUCUCUCUGCUGGCGGCCGCAGGCGCCCUGCUGCCGCUGUCCCAGGGCGGGGCUGCAACCAGAGCAGGGACUGUAUUGAGAGCGUGUGAAUGUCCGCGUGGACCAGGGCCGCGCGGGCCCCGCGCCUCCUACGGCUCGCUCCCGAGUGCUGCUGUGUAUGUUCGCUUCUUGUCACUGUGUGCCCAGAGGCAGGAGGACUAUGAAAAUGAUUCACUUUCGGAGCUCCAGCAUCAAAUCGCUCAGCCAGGAGAUGAAAUGCACCAUUCGACUACUGGACGACUCGGAGGUCUCCUGCCAUAUCCAGAGGGAGACCAAAGGGCAGUUUCUUAUUGAGCACAUCUGCAACUACUACAGCUUGCUGGAGAAGGACUACUUUGGAAUUCGCUAUGUGGAUUCAGAGAAACAAAGGCACUGGCUUGAACCUAACAAGUCCAUCUUCAAGCAAAUGAAAUCUCAUCCACCAUACACCAUGUGCUUUAGAGUGAAAUUCUACCCACACGAACCCUUGAAGAUUAAAGAAGAGCUUACAAGGUACCUUUUAUAUUUGCAAAUUAAAAGAGACAUUUUUCAUGGUCGACUGCUGUGUUCCUUUUCUGAUGCUGCCUAUCUGGGUGCUUGUAUCGUUCAAGCUGAGUUUGGUGAUUACUAUCCUGAUGAACAUCCUGAGAAUUAUAUCAGUGAGUUUGAGAUUUUUCCCAAGCAAUCACAGAAGUUGGAAAGAAAAAUCAAGGAAAUUCAUAACAAUGAACUCAGAGGUCAGAGCCCAGCGAUUGCUGAAUUCAACUUACUCCUGAAAGCUCAUACACUGGAAACUUAUGGGGUGGAUCCUCACCCAUGCAAGGAUUCAAAAGGUGCUACAGCAUUUUUAGGAUUCACUGCUGCAGGUUUUGUGGUAUUCCAGGGAAAUAAAAGAAUCCAUUUGAGAAAAUGGUCAGAUGUCUGCAAAUUGAAGUUUGAAGGGAAGACAUUUUAUGUGAUUGGCACUCAGAAAGAGAAAAGCGCUGUCUUGGCAUUCCAUACUUCAACGCCAGCUGCCUGCAAACAUUUAUGGAAAUGUGGGGUAGAAAACCAAGCCUUUUAUAAGUAUGCAAAGUCCAGUCAGAUCAAGACUGUGUCAAGCAGCAAGAUAUUUUUUAAAGGAAGUAGAUUUCGGUACAGUGGUAAAGUUGCUAAAGAGGUGGUAGAGGCAAGCUCCAAAAUCCAGAGGGAUCCUCCUGAGGUGCACAGAGUCAAUAUUACUCAGAGUCGCAGCUUUCACUCCUUGAACAAACAGCUCAUCAUCAACAUGGAACCAUUGCAGCCCCUGCUUCCUUCCCCCAUUGAACAGGAAGAGGAAGUUCCUCUGGAUGAAGGUGCCCUGUUACCUAAAGUGGAUGUUUCUGAGCCCCUGGUUGCCAGCUCACCAGUGAAGGGAGCUCAGUGUGCAGAUCUUCCAAGUGAAGAGGAAGAUAAAGUAAAAGAAGACCCCUUGACCAUUUCUGAGCUAGCAUACAAUCCCAGCUCUAGCCUGCUCCCUACCCCAGUGGAUGAUGAUGAAAUCAACAUGCUCUUUGACUGUCCAUCUAGGCUGGAGUUAGAAAGAGAAGACACAGAUUCAUUUGAGGAACUGGAGGCAGAUGAACAUGCCUUUUUGAUGGCUGAAGAGGAAGAGCUGAAGGAAGCUCGUCAAGCUUUGUCAUGGAGCUAUUCCAUCCUGACUGGCCGUGUCUGGGUCAAUCCCCUGAUCAAGAGCUUCUCCAGGCUCCUUGUGGUGGGCCUGGGACUGCUGCUGUUUGUGUUUCCCCUGCUCCUCCUCCUUUUGGAGUCAGGUAUUGAUCUCUCCUUCUUAUGCGAAAUCCGUCAGACACCAGAGUUUGAGCAGUUUCACUAUGAAUACUAUUGUCCCCUGAAAGAGUGGGUAGCUGGAAAAGUUAACAUCUUCCUCUACAUGCUGGGUUGUUCAUAAGGUUCAUAUCUGAUAACACUAAGGGCUAUUUUCCAUACCAGCAGUAUCACUUUCAGUAGAUGCUAGGUUUUGAAUGGCCUUGAGUUAUCAAGAGGUAGUCUUUUCUCUUAGCUGACUGCUUAAAGCUUGAAAUAAGUUUUCUGUACUUCAUUGAUUUUUAGUCAAGUUAAAUCAAAUAUAGUUCUUUGAGUACUCACUC